Messenger RNA from Folsomia candida, 966 nucleotides. RefSeq lists its product as uncharacterized. The transcript is spliced from 4 exons. The record is from RefSeq and is a predicted model, not a curated record. NCBI's taxonomy places the organism in Eukaryota, Metazoa, Arthropoda, Collembola, Entomobryomorpha, Isotomidae. The coding region runs from base 1 to 966 and encodes 321 amino acids.
AUGGAGGAGCAUGUUAUCAUUCCAAAAAAGAAGUUGCACAUUUGGAAAAUUUUUAGCGACCCGGGACCGGAAGGAGAUAAGAUUUUAAAAACGGCGAAACUGGCACAUGCCAAAAACGAAAAGGAAGGAUUCGUCGUCACCAUUGCGGACCAGACUUAUUACUUCUUCCGAGAUGAUGGCGGUGGGGUGAAAAUUACCCGGGUUCCGGAAUUAUGUGGCGUCCGAGUGAAAGAAUUUAUUAUGGGAUCAAUUAGCCUGGCUUUAACGGAGGAUGGGCGACUCUACUCAUGGCUCUGCCCAGAUGCAGUUUCUCAGAAAUCUUCCAUUAUUCACCCGGUAGCUGUAUCGGGCAGUCUGACCGGAAAGAAAGUCGUGCAAGUGGCGUCAUCAGAUGGGUGUGUCCUGGCAUUAACUUCGGAUGGCGAUGUUCACCACUGGCUUUGGCAACCCGAACCAACCUUGAUUGCAGGAGAGAAAUUUGAUAACAAGAAGGUUAUCUCCGUGGCGGGCAAUGGUUAUCUGAAGGUCGUCUUAACUGUGGAUGGGGAGCUUUUCGAAUGGAAAUGGUUCGGAAGUUCGCCACAAAAAUCGGCUCUAAGUACCUCCUCACCAGUUAUGAAGAUAGCGGCAAGCAAAAGUACCAUUUUCGCAUUGACUGUUGAUGGCAUGAUGCACUCAUGGACCUUUUCUGCAAGCUCAUUCACGGCGAAGUGGGAUCCAGUGUGGUUGCCGUCUUCAAACUACAAAAACGUCAAAAACAUCGCAACCUGUGGGACGGAGGAUGUUAGCGUCUGUUUUGGUUGUUAUGUGGGAACGGCUCCCUUGAGUGCGCAAUUCUUUACAAAGUCUGCUUCGUUAGACGAAUCUUUCGCCCAAAUAUGUCAGACCAGCUAUCGAACUAUUUGGGUCGCCCGUGAACCUGAACGUGAACCACGAAAAGUGGGUGAUGACAUUGCCAACUUGUAG